Gryllus bimaculatus (two-spotted cricket) is the source of this 1131-nucleotide messenger RNA. Lineage: Eukaryota; Metazoa; Arthropoda; Insecta; Orthoptera; Gryllidae. The record is from the annotation of a GenBank genome assembly.
AUGUGCUUGCGCGGUCCGAAUUGCGCAGUCUAGGCUGCUGUUGGAGCAGGGGUUGCGGGACUGCUGCUGGCGCUGGUGUGCGCGGUGCUGGGGUCGUGCGCCGCCGUGGGGCUGUGGCGCCGCUACUGCACGCGGAGCCCGUGCGGGCCCGGGGGCCUGCAGCUGCAGGGGCCCUGCCCGCCCUUCGGCCGCCGCGUGGCCGUCGCCGAAGCACCUCCACCGUACAAGGACACUUGGGCGUAAAGUACUUUCUGGACUUCCAACUUCAGAAGUCUCACAUCUGAUUUUACUUCAACUGGCAUUUUCAAGUGUUGCUGUUAAAUUAUCUUUCAUCUACUGAUAAAAGGCUGCUAAAUCCCCAUAUUUGUUUUAUUUGCCAUGCUUAAAUCCUGACUUAAAAAUAAUGGUGAUGAAAGAUAAGUGCAUGACCUUGCAUAUUUUGUUAAACUUCGAAAUGUAUAGUAGUUCUCCCUACCACAAUAUUUGUGGAAAUUGAGGAACUAAAUAAAUAUUAUGGAAUAUAUCUAACUCAGAUCCUAGUGAAUAACAGUCAACAAUUUUGAAAUUGUAAGUGAUUAUUGAUCAUAUUGUUAUGCUUCUAGGUAAAUUUCUUAACUUUACCUUUGUUGUGAGCUAAUUUUAAACACACUCUCUUCUGCAACUUCACAAAUGAAACUCAAACUGAACAUGUUUUAAUUUAAACAGUCACUUUUGUAACUCUCUUUCUUUAACUAAGAUUUUAUUUGCUUUUUUGAAUGUUACCAUAAAUGAAAUAAAUACCUUAUUCAUAUAAAGUAUCAAAGACUGUGUCUGCUAGUAUAUCCCACAUUUUCGCAACAUGUGUUAACUUUUUCAUUAACUGAUUAGUUGAAUGGUAGUUGAAAUUCAUUAUUAUAUUUCCUGUAAUUAUAUUAUUAUUAAUAUAAAAUGUUAAGUUAAGUAAAGUUAUGAAAUAUGUGUAUCUUAUUUCAAUGAUAAUGAAAGUAGUAGAAGUAUAUGUAAAUAAGUAAAAUAUAUUGACUUCUUUUUAAAGAAAAAAACACCAUAUGCCGAAGUAAUACAAACUAUCAAUUCUUCACUCAUUGCAGGAAAGUUCCUAUGAAAUAAUGUACACUAAAUUAUUACAUAUAA